Nomascus leucogenys (northern white-cheeked gibbon) is the source of this 3306-nucleotide messenger RNA. RefSeq names its product zinc finger protein 45 (gene ZNF45). The record is from RefSeq and is a predicted model, not a curated record. The coding region runs from base 501 to 2549 and encodes 682 amino acids. The transcript has 7 exons. Lineage: Eukaryota; Metazoa; Chordata; Mammalia; Primates; Hylobatidae. Gene Ontology annotation, biological process: regulation of cytokine production; regulation of immune system process; negative regulation of transcription by RNA polymerase II.
GUUGGAAGGGGACCUGAAUGGUGCGGCAUCUGAGGGUCUCCUGGGCUCUCAGCGGCCCGACCCGCCUUCCCCCACCUCCCACAGCUCUGUCGCUUCCUAGCGGUAUAACGUUGGGAAAGGAGGCUGUUCCUGGACUAUUUCUGACCUGUUUUUUAAGAAAGAGUGCAUCACUCAACAGGUGGCGUCUGGAGUUAUCCUCUGUGGAUUUUCCAGGAUCUCAGACAAGAUCGUGCAAUCUCCCAGCCUCCUUUCCUUCCCCUGCCCUGACUUCUGAAAGAAUGCUGCGGAGAGGAGGAAGGAGAGCAUCUUGGCUCCUGGCAGCAGAGCCCCACUGUGACAGGACCUAGCAUUCACCUUUCUCUUCUGUUCCGAGUGCGAGAAGACUUCAGGGACCUCUGUUUCAUGGACAUUAUCAUAUUCUUCUCAGAGUACCCAGCAAGAGGCUUGCAAAGAGGAGUUAUUCAGUGAACUUGGCAGUUCUCCAGAAGGAGGAGGACAAAAUGACGAAGUCUAAGGAGCCAGUGACAUUCAAGGACGUGGCUGUGGUCUUCUCUGAGGAGGAGCUGCGACUGCUGGACCUUGCCCAGAGGAAGCUGUACCGAGAUGUGAUGCUGGAGAACUUCAGGAAUGUGGUCUCAGUGGGGCAUCAGUCCACACCAGAUGGUCUACCCCAGUUAGAGAGAGAAGAAAAGCUGCGGAUGAUGAAGAUGGCAACCCAGAGAGAUAACUCCUCAGGAGGCAAGAAUCUAAAAGAGAUGGAGACUCUCCAAGAAGUAGGAUUAAGGUACCUGCCUCAUGAAGAGCUUUUCUGCUCCCAGAUCUGGCAACAGGUUACAAGAGAGUUAACCAAGUAUCAAGAUUCUGUGGUAAAUAUUCAAAGAACAGGCUGUCAUUUGGAAAAACAAGAUGAUUUGCACUAUAAAGAUGACGGUUUCAGUAAUCAGAGUUCUCAUCAAGUUCACCACAGAGUCCACACUGGUGAAAAACCCUACAAAGGAGAACAGUGUAUGAAAAGUUUCAGCUGGAGCCCUCAUCUUCAAAUUAACCGAAGGGCUCAUGCAGGAGAGAAGCCCUACAAAUGUGAAAAAUGUGAUAAUGCCUUCUGUCGAUUUUCAAGUCUUCAAGCCCAUCAGAGAGUCCACAGUAGGGCAAAAUCAUACACAGAUGAUGCAACUUAUAGGAGUUUUAGCCAGAGGUCACAUCUUCACCAUCAUCAGAGAGUUCCCCAUGGAGAGAAUCCGUACAAAUAUGAAGAGUGUGGGAGGAAUGUUGGGAAAAGCGCACAUUGUCAAGCUCCUCUGAUAGUUCAUAUGGGAGAGAAAUCCUAUAAAUGUGAGGAGUGCGGGGUCAGCUUUAGUCAGAGAUCAUAUCUUCAAGUUCAUCUGAAAGUUCACGCUGGAAAGAAACCGUAUAAGUGUGAAGAGUGUGGGAAGAGCUUCAGUUGGCGUUCACGACUGCAGGCUCAUGAGCGAAUCCACACUGGCGAGAAACCAUACAAAUGCAAUGCGUGUGGCAAGAGCUUCAGUUACAGCUCACACCUUAACAUUCAUUGUAGAAUCCACACAGGAGAGAAACCCUAUAAGUGUGAGGAAUGUGGGAAAGGUUUCAGUGUGGGUUCACACCUUCAGGCCCAUCAGAUAAGCCACACUGGAGAGAAGCCAUACAAAUGUGAGGAGUGUGGGAAAGGCUUCUGCAGGGCCUCAAAUCUUCUGGACCAUCAAAGAGGCCAUACUGGAGAGAAACCGUAUCAGUGUGAUGCAUGUGGUAAGGGCUUCAGUCGUAGCUCAGAUUUUAACAUUCAUUUUAGAGUCCAUACAGGGGAAAAACCCUAUAAAUGUGAGGAGUGUGGCAAAGGCUUCAGCCAGGCCUCAAAUCUUCUGGCCCAUCAACGAGGCCACACUGGAGAGAAACCCUACAAAUGUGGUACAUGUGGGAAGGGCUUCAGUCGGAGCUCAGAUCUGAACGUACACUGUAGAAUCCACACAGGAGAGAAACCCUAUAAAUGCGAGAAGUGUGGUAAGGCCUUCAGUCAGUUCUCCAGCCUUCAGGUGCAUCAGAGAGUUCACACUGGAGAGAAACCAUAUCAGUGUGCAGAGUGUGGGAAGGGCUUCAGUGUAGGUUCACAGCUUCAAGCCCAUCAGAGGUGCCACACUGGAGAGAAACCCUAUCAAUGUGAGGAGUGUGGGAAGGGCUUCUGUCGGGCCUCAAAUUUUCUGGCACAUCGUGGAGUCCACACGGGAGAAAAACCAUACCGAUGUGAUGUGUGUGGUAAGCGCUUCAGACAGAGAUCCUACCUUCAAGCCCACCAGAGGGUCCACACAGGAGAGAGACCAUACAAAUGUGAGGAAUGUGGGAAAGUCUUCAGCUGGAGCUCAUACCUUCAAGCCCAUCAGAGAGUUCACACUGGAGAAAAACCAUACAAAUGUGAGGAGUGUGGGAAGGGCUUCAGUUGGAGCUCAAGUCUUAUCAUUCAUCAGCGAGUCCAUGCUGAUGAUGAGGGUGACAAGGACUUUCCUUCAUCAGAGGAUUCACACAGGAAAACUCGAUAAAAUAUGUUUUACUAUCUCAGAUGGGUGCUGAAAUAUUUUAAUAAUCAGAGCUAUCAUAGACAAAACAUUUGUUUUAUAGAGUCAGUAGUUCAGCCAAGUGAUUGGGAGACCACACAGCAGAGAAGCCUCACAAGAGUGGAGACAUGUGGACUGCAUUCAGAACACUGACCAUUAGCUGAUACAUGCAGACAAGAGAAUUAGGAAGGAUGAGUCUGAUCUGGAGUAAACCAGAAGUACUAAGAUGGAAAUGCUGAAUUCUAUUCCACUAGAAUAUAAGAUCCAAGAGGGUAGGGACUUUGUUGACUACCAAAUCUACUCUGCGUUUUCAGUGCCUAACACGUUGUAAUUUUUCAGUAAUGUUUGAAAUUACUGUCAUAUUUGAAAUUCAGUAAUAUUUGACAUUUUUAUCUCUAAAAGUUUCUCUAAAAUUGUACUCAGAAGAAGAAUUCUGCAAGGCUUGGAGGAUAUAUAAGUUAGUCAUAUGGCCUGAUUUUCCCAUUUUUGCAGAUCUCGUGGACGAGUGCUUAUCAAACUGAAGGUUGCAGCUUGUUAGUGGGUCCAGAAAUCAGUUUCUGGCUAGCAACUAGAAGUUUUGUAUGUUAACAGUACUUUAUUGAGGUGUAAUCUGCAUGCAGUAACAUGCACAAGUCUCAAGUUCAUGGCUUCCUGAAUUUUGACAAAUGCAAUCAUCACCAAGAUCAAUGUAUACAAUAUGUCCAUCAAACCAAAAAGUUUUCUUGUGCCCAUUUCCAGUCAA